Messenger RNA from Anguilla rostrata (American eel), 2682 nucleotides. It is a transcript of the gene nfs1, whose product is annotated as NFS1 cysteine desulfurase. Bases 396 to 1757 code for a protein of 453 amino acids. The record is from RefSeq and is a predicted model, not a curated record. Gene Ontology annotation, biological process: [2Fe-2S] cluster assembly. The transcript is spliced from 13 exons. Gene Ontology annotation, molecular function: pyridoxal phosphate binding; cysteine desulfurase activity. Gene Ontology annotation, cellular component: cytosol; mitochondrion; nucleus. NCBI's taxonomy places the organism in Eukaryota, Metazoa, Chordata, Actinopteri, Anguilliformes, Anguillidae.
UGCUCUGUGAUCGUUUACUAAACCUGUCUUGUGUAAGCGUUACAAAGCGAAGUUGGAGUACUGCGUGGUUGGAGUGUUUUGUAUUCACCCACUCGAUCUCUUCAGACAAUUUGGAAAAGAAGGAGAUCUACAUCAAGACGCUGAAUUUGACUGUUUCAGAAUAUAAAGCUGGUUUUUGGAAAAGUUGCCGGUGGCUAGUUAGCUAGCUGACCAACUAGCUAGUUAGCUUUGGUGGAAUUAGCACCACAUUUGUAAUUAGUAUUUAUUGCCAGCUGCCAUUGGAAAGUCGUUCUGUCAAUUCUAUAUUUACAUUUUAACUUGUUGUCUUAAUUGUCUUCAUAGGGGAUUUCAUUUUUACAGUCUUGACCACCGUGUCAGUAACCUAGCAAGUAGCAAUGCUCAGCAAGACUAACGUCGGUGUUAUAAAGAACAUUUUGGGAUCCAUCGGUGGAUUUCCUAGUCUUAGAUUUAAAUAUGCAGAAAGUGCUGUCAACGCCGUUCAUCGUGACAGGGAACUGAUUAAAAGCAGAGAGUUGGAGAAAGAUGAACUACGGCCGUUGUACAUGGACUUCCAGGCGACCACACCGAUGGACCCAAGAGUUUUGGAUGCCAUGCUUCCAUAUCAAGUGAACUAUUAUGGAAACCCCCAUUCCAGAACACAUGCUUAUGGCUGGGAGAGUGAAAGUGCAAUGGAGAAAGCCAGAAAGCAAGUGGCAGACCUGAUUGGUGCCGACUCCAGGGAGAUUGUGUUCACCAGCGGCGCUACAGAGUCCAACAACACUGCAAUCAAGGGCGUCGCUCGGUUUUAUAAAGCGAAGAAGAGGCACAUCAUCACCAGCCAGACGGAGCACAAGUGCGUGCUGGACUCCUGCCGUGUCCUGGAGUCGGAAGGGUUCGAUGUGACGUACCUCCCCGUGCAGACCAACGGCCUGAUUGAUCUGAAGCAACUGGAAGCAACAAUCCGGCCAGAUACAAGUUUAGUGUCGGUGAUGACGGUGAACAAUGAGAUUGGAGUUACGCAGCCAGUGCAACAAAUAGGGCAGAUCUGCCGAUCGCGGAACGUGUUCUUCCACACGGACGCCGCUCAGGCCGUCGGGAAGGUUCCCAUCAACGUCAUGGACUGGAAGGUGGACCUGAUGUCCAUCAGCGGCCACAAGAUUUACGGCCCGAAAGGUGUGGGAGCUCUGUACGUGCGCCGGCGGCCCAGGGUUCGGCUGGAGCCCCUGCAGAGCGGGGGCGGGCAGGAGAGGGGGCUGCGCUCGGGCACGGUGCCCACUCCGCUGGCCGUGGGGCUGGGGGCCGCCUGCGAGAUCGCCCAGCAGGAGAUGCAGUAUGAUCACCACUGGAUAUCUAUGCUGGCGAACCGGUUCAUUGAGAAGGUCAUGGCGGAGAUUCCCAAUGUGGUGAUGAAUGGAGACCUGGAGCAGAGAUACCCAGGAUGUAUCAAUCUGUCCUUCGCCUACGUGGAAGGAGAGAGUCUGCUGAUGGCUCUCAAGGAUGUUGCCCUCUCAUCUGGCAGUGCCUGUACCUCAGCCUCUCUGGAGCCCUCCUACGUGCUGCGGGCCAUUGGAGCAGAUGAGGACUUGGCUCACUCUUCCAUCAGAUUUGGCAUUGGCCGAUUCACCACAGAGGCAGAAGUGGACUACACAGCCAAUAAAUGCAUCCAGCAUGUCAAGCGUCUGAGAGAAAUGAGUCCGCUGUGGGAGAUGGUGCAGGAGGGAAUCGAUCUGAAGAGCAUAAAAUGGACCCAGCACUGAAGACCUGACAGGAUAGCCAUCUGAGAAACACAGAGCAUUGAGUGUACCUAUCCAGCAUGGAAUGCCUUUCCUAGGAGGACAUUUUCCCAGAUGUUUUUCCUGUAAUCAAACAACAAUCACGCACAACCUUUUACUUCAUUUUUCAAAUACAUUUGUAUGAGCUGGUUAUGUUUUGCUUAUUUUUUAUCUGACAGGCAAUGAUUGGUGAAUAUGUCAGAAUGAAAGACCCAUAAAAAUAUCAAUGAUCUUUCAGACACCAAGUAGCCCUGGUUGUACAUCAUUUGACCAAUUUUGUCCCUUUUUUUUAAAUGGCAUAUCUGAAUUCAUUGGGUGAAGCCCUCCCCCAAGCAUUUAGGAAAUAAGCUGUAAACUUUCAGCAAUAAAUGGUCACGCUAUGUGGUAUGAAGUUGUGCACAUUAACCUUCAUGAGCAGUGUUACAGUCUUGAGUGUUUCAAGUCAAGCAUAGAGAAUAAUCAUGUAUACAUAUUUAAUCUAUACACCUCUAGGUCAUCCACACUCCAUGUAACAGUUCCUUUGCAGUUGUAUAUAAAUUUAUAUUUUAUGUGAAAAGAAUAAAAAAGAUUGUUAGUGGGCACAGAAAUUCAAAGAAUACCAGUGUGUAUACCAUAGCACUUAAUCUGUGAGGCAAACUGAAAACUUGGUUGAAAAAGUUUGAAAACCCGUACUAUCAUCUUCUAUUGGGAGCCACAUUGUCGUUCAUAAACGUUCAUAAAAUGAUUCUAUACAACAUAGCCUGCUAGGUGAUUUUAUGGAUUUACUUGAACAUGGCAUUCAGCAAUAUGCCUGUAACAUAUCUAUCAUCCGUAAGCUUAGCCGUCCACUUGGAUGCAUAGCUCUCUUAGCGGCACCACCAUUAAAUCCAUCCCAUACUUCACUGUAUUAAUAAACUAUUGUGAAAAUGUA